Molecule: messenger RNA, 2316 nt
Organism: Arachis stenosperma
Lineage: Eukaryota; Viridiplantae; Streptophyta; Magnoliopsida; Fabales; Fabaceae
Product: CDT1-like protein a, chloroplastic
Exons: 8
Coding region: 168-1760 (530 amino acids)
Biological process (GO): mitotic cell cycle; DNA replication preinitiation complex assembly; regulation of DNA-templated DNA replication initiation
Cellular component (GO): nucleus
Molecular function (GO): DNA polymerase binding; DNA binding
Source: RefSeq, a predicted model, not a curated record
ACACGAUUUUUGAAGUUCGUACAUUUUCCCUCCUUUCCGAGUCACAACUCGCUACCGAGUCAACUCAGAAACCCAGCUAGGGUUUUUUUCCCCUUUCCAAAUCGAAUCCUGCUACCCUCUCAGCUCAGUUUUUCCUACUGCACCAUCGUCUUUAGUGUUGUUGGAGAAUGGAACAAAAAUCGUGCGAGGAAUCUGCGAGAAGCGUUUCGGACUUGAAGUGUGCGAAGAAUCUCAACGAAUCCGAUGAAUCAAUUGCAUGCCCUACACCAAAUAAGACGAAUGAGCCCUUACCUUCCAAAUCCAAAGAGCAACAAACUCAGCUCCCAGAAAAAUACAGAGCCGUAGCUGAUUUGUUUGGCCAUAUGAGCUGCUCACUUAGAUUUCUGCAUCUGCGUAAAAAGUCUCCAACUUUUCAAAAUAUUUGUGCCCAAGUUGAAAUUCUGGCGCAGAGGAAAUUCUCAUAUGCCCAUCUUGCACAAAUGAAGUAUAUACUUCCUGAGGGCAUACAUAUAGAUAAGGUCCUUGUUCAUGAUAAGAAGAGCUUGUGUAUGAAGUCAGACAUGAAGAUCACCUUGGUAUUUGAUUUUUUGGAAGAGGAAUCUAAUGAAUCUGCUGAUAUGGCUCUUCGACAAUAUUUUAGUUCUAGGCUUAUUAAUUUCUCCAAUAUGCAUCCCGAGGCUGCUGAUAUUCCAGAGGCUGUUCUGCCAGAGCCCUUUGGCCAAAGACCAUGUGGCGUGAUUGAUGUAGAUUUGCCUGUAAAUUCUUCCAAAGCUUUUUCGUCAACUUCCAAUCAAAUUGAAUUGUUGCCUGGGAAGUUCCAUCUAUGUCCAUCCUUUAGCCGACACUUUUCUCAAAAGGAUGUUGCUAGCCAAACCGAAAAGCUCCAGUGUUUUUCAACAACUAAAGCUUCCUUGUCAUCCUGUGCAUCUGGUUGCCAGGAUAACCAAGAAAGCAAAUAUGCACCACCAUCUGAUUGUGCAACUAAUAUGAAAACUGGAGGACAGGGGAAGGAAUCUCUCUCUCACUUUCAACCUAAUAUUGCUAAUACACCAGUGCAUACUGUCUGUCCUCCACAUGAUGUUUGUGAUAGUAGUUUUGGGAGCCCUGAUAUCAAAAUUUCCUCUUCCUCAAAUAGUUUGAUGACGGAGACACCUGCACAAUCAGCACCUGGGAGAUUGAUUCCCAUUUCUGAUGCCAAGCGUCAUAACAUGGAUACCCGAAAGUCAGCAUCAUGUCGCAAACCAGCAAAAAGAGUGCUUGACUUUCCACUCAUGGAAGGAAAUGAUGGUUUUGACAUCAAAGUAGACAACUUAGAACCUACCGGAGGUUCACACAAAUACGAUAGCAUCCUCGAAUCUAGUAUUGCAUGUGCUGAGGAUUGGAAUGUACUGCCCCAGCAGGUAGAAGAGAGGUCUGGUCACUCUCGUGAGGAUACCAACCAAAUUCAAGGUGGUUUAGAUACAAGGGAUCAAAAAUCAUCUUCGUUGCUUGAUCUGGUCAAUGUGAUUCACUCUAUAUUUCAUUCUGUCAGAGGAGCUUCAAUCACGAAAGAGGAGUUUUUGCAAAAGAUACUUAUGAACAGUUUGGAUGUUGUUGAGAUUAGUGAAGUUGAAGAACAAAUCAAUUUUCUUGAAAAGUUGGUGCCAGACUGGAUCUGCAGGAAGUUGCUUCCAAGUGGAGAUGAUAUCUACAGCAUCAAGAAAGUGUCAGAUUUGGACUCAGUUCGAUCUAGGCUUCUUGCCAACGUGACUCGGAGCUGAAUAAAGGGUAUUGUUGGAUUGGCCCGGGUGAUAAGCAGUGAUUGGAAAAACUUGCUUUGUUGUUUUGUAAAUGUUUCUUGAUAGUUGCGUUGCCUAAUAUGAUAAUUAGAGGUUGGAUUUGUACCAAGUCGUUGGUUUCUGGCAAAGUCCCAUCUCAGUUUUCUAUUUUUUAGUUGCGGCGUUGGGGAGAACAAAGUGGUUAUGAAAAGGAUGAGAAGUUCUGAGCAUGCUUAUAGGGAGGCCCAGAAUUCGAAGACAAGACUUGAAGACGACUGGCUACAUUGAAAGGAGCCUUUGCUGCCAAGCCUUAAUUUGUUAGUUUUUUUUUUUUUAAAAAAACCAAAGAUAGGGUGACUUGAACCCUGAUCUCAUGGAUGAGUAUGGAGAGACUAUAUCAUUUGAGCUAUAACUAAUUGGCCUUAAUUUGUUUGUUUGGUUUGCACUAUUAACAUAAACUAAAUCAUAAGCAUUGCUAGAAAUUUUAAUAUUAUAUUUUUUACUGUAGUCCGUACUUAGAAUGAAAUUAUGAGGGAAUGAAUGUAAUUGGAAUGGUGAU